Setaria italica (foxtail millet) is the source of this 1053-nucleotide messenger RNA. RefSeq lists its product as uncharacterized. The coding region runs from base 13 to 855 and encodes 280 amino acids. The record is from RefSeq and is a predicted model, not a curated record. The transcript is spliced from 7 exons. Lineage: Eukaryota; Viridiplantae; Streptophyta; Magnoliopsida; Poales; Poaceae.
CCUCCAACUCCCAUGGCGGCUGCUACAGUUGCAAGGGGUCUCCAAGCUCUGGUCAAGGCGUCCCCUCACGCGCAGGUUCCCGUCAGGAUGAUGGGUACCAUUCCUAAUGAUCCUGCUGUGAAGAGGACCGGUCUGUUGGCUGAACAGAUCGUCAAACUGGUCAAGGAGUCACCAGAGUGCACCAUGGAAAGUCUGCAACCAUUGUUGGCGGAACUUGCUACGACAACACAACAGCCGCCAUAUAAAAUUGCUGAAGCUUUGGCAAGGGCAUCCAAAGAUAACACUGAUGCACUCUUUAAGAGAUUGGAAACUAUUCUGAAGCCAGAAGAGAUUUCAAAGCCGUUAACUCUUGGUGAGUUUAACCAACAAAGUCUGAUAUCAAGACUCACAAGAGUGGAAUCAGGGCUUGAGAUGCUUAACCAACAAAGUCUGGCAUCAAGACUCACAAGAGUGGAGACAAGGCUUGAAGUGUUUAACCAACAAACUCUGACAUCAAGACUCUUAAGAGUGGAGUCAGGGCUCGAGGUGAACAGCAGGGUUGCUAUUUUACUUGUGGGUAUUUUGGGGGGAGGGACUAUUAUGAUGUUGGGGUAUAUCUCUACAUCAAAAGAAUUCAUGAAAAGUUCAGAUGCUGAGUUUAAGAGAAUUAAGAAAGAAUUCCUCCGCAUCGACUCUCGUUUGUCGAAUGUGGAACCAAAGCUUUGUUGCUCUGCCUGUGGCGAUGCUGUCGUUCUCAAGAAUCCUGCAGUGGAUGAUAUACUGGAGGAAGCUGCUACAGCUCAAACUUCUGCUACUGUCAAGGAUGACGAAGGUUGGUGGAGCUGGAUCUGGGGAACCUUCCGGAGGUGGUUUUAGUAGAAAUGCAUCAGAGACGUGAAGUUCCCAUGACAGGGCGCAAGUGAUGGCUGUUGGAAACCAUUCUGCAUGGUCUGUCCUUUGACAGUGUCAAAAACACUUGCUUGAACCAUUGUUACUCUAUUGCGCCUUGGUGCAUUAACAUUUGAUACCAUCUGCUCGAUUUUGCUGCACUAGAGUAAUAUUGAAGUAUAAGUA